Messenger RNA from Paramecium pentaurelia, 543 nucleotides. The record is from the annotation of a GenBank genome assembly. NCBI's taxonomy places the organism in Eukaryota, Ciliophora, Oligohymenophorea, Peniculida, Parameciidae.
AUGAAAUACAUUCCAUUAACAUAACACUUUUAAACAGUUGCUAUGCUCUAUGAAAAAUGUGCUGAUCUUUCUUCUUAAAUUGAUUCACUUCAAUCUCAAAUUUAAAAUAAUAAUGGAUAAAUAGAAAAUGAAGAAGUUCAAAAACAACCUUAAAUUAUCUAAGAACCAACUUCAAAAGUUCCAGAAAAGUAGUAUCCCCAACCAUAAAUUGAUAAAGAUUCAUAAUAAAAUGCUUAAAUAGAGGAGGAAAAAUAGAAUUAAGAUAAAAGUAUAUUGAAAAUUGGAAAAUCAAUUGAAAAAUCAAUUAAGAUGAAAGUCUCCUUAACUUGUGAUCAUUGUAACAAAAUUUUCUAAACUGAAAGACAGUAUAAAAAACAUAGAUAUGGUAUUAAAUAUAGAGGUUCAAAGGAUAAAUCAAAGAAAAAAUCUUAGAUAGAUCAACAUUCAAAUAAUUAAAGUGAAUUAAAAGAGAUAAUGGAAGAAAUUGACAAAAAGGAAUCAGCAAAUUAAAACUCCUUUGAAACAUUUCAAAUACUUCUUUGA